GUUGUUGUUGUGCAGUGACAACACCACCAGCAGAGGAGCGGCGCUGGGCGAGGAUAAUAAUACAUUCUUUGCCGGGGAGGUGCUCUCAACACAUCCAGGAGCAGCCACUCAAAACAGAUCCGAGCCUGGUCUUUAGAAAUCAUAGUGAAACAUGAAUUUAGAGUUGCUGGAAUCAUUUGGCCAGAAUUAUCCAGAAGAGUUUGAUGGGGCUCUGGACUGUGCCUCAUUGGCCGUUACGUGUGCAUUUAAUAGGCGAGGGACACUGUUGGCUGUUGGUUGUAAUGAUGGUCGCAUCGUCAUCUGGGACUUCCUCACUCGAGGGAUUGCCAAAGUCAUCAGUGCCCAUGUCCACCCAGUGUGUUCUCUCAGUUGGUCAAGAGCUGGAUACAAGCUGCUGAGUGUUUCAACAGACAACAAUGUGUGCAUCUGGGAUGUGUUGUCAGGGGAGUGUGAUAUCAAGUAUAGAUUUCCGUCACCUGUAAUGAAGGUGCAGUUUCACCCAAGAAAUGACAAGAUGUUCCUUGUGUGUCCCAUGAGACAUCCAGCAGUCUUGGUACAUAUGGAUGCCUCACAUGAAAUUAUUCCUAUGGAUGAUGAGGGAGACGUAAGCAUUGUAGCGUCAUUUGAUCGCCGUGGAGACUGCAUCUACACAGGGAACAGUAGGGGCAAGCUACUUAUCCUUACUUGCCCUGACCUGAAAAUCAAGAAUUCGUUUAGAAUUGGACCAGGGACAUCAAGUGCUGCAGCCAUCAAGAGCAUAGAGUUUUCUCGGAGGACAGAUUUCUUCUUGGUCAACUCAGCUGACCGUGUUAUAAGGGUAUAUGAUGUUCGGAAAGUUCUGAAAAGUGGAAAAGAUGAUGAUCCAGAGCCCACCCAAAAACUUCAGGAUCUGGUUAACAAAACCAUGUGGAAGAAAUGUUGUUUCUCAGGCGAUGGGGAAUACAUAUGUGCUGGAUCAGCUCGUCAACACUCUCUUUACAUCUGGGAGAGAAGUGUUGGCAACUUAGUGAAGAUUUUACAUGGCACAAAGGGAGAGAUGCUGCUAGAUGUUGUAUGGCAUCCUGUCCGACCAAUCAUGGCUUCCAUCAGUUCAGGGGUUGUGUCGAUUUGGUCUCAGAACCAAGUGGAAAAUUGGUCUGCUUUUGCACCAGAUUUCAAGGAGCUUGAUGAGAAUGUUGAGUAUGAGGAGCGGGAGAGUGAGUUUGAUCAAAGUGAUGAGGACAAGAGUGUUGAGCUGAGCCAGGAGCGAAGGGAAGAGGAUGUGGAGGUUGAUGUCACCAGUGCUGAUCCUGUGGCUGCAUUUUGUAGUUCUGAUGAAGAUGAUGACAGCCAUGCUCUCCUUUACUUACCCAUCUCACCUGAGAUAGAGGAACCAGAGGAAGGAUGGGGCCCUGAAGGAGCACCAAAUGAAGACCUUUCUUCCAAGAGAUCGGGUGACAGCAAAGAAAAUGUUUCACCUAAAAAGAAAAGGCCGAAAACCCAUGAUGUUUCCUUGGAAAAUGCUCCAACUGAUGAGGUUCAUCCUCUUGUGAGCAACAGACCCAAGGAAAAGCAAGCAACAGGAAGCAAAAAAGGGAGAAAUAACUCAAAAGGAGACAGCAAAAAGGAUAGGAAAAAGCAUUAAAAUGGCAAAUUUCAUUUCCAUUUUUCCUUUCACACAUUUGCAUAUUGUUACUUAAUAUAAAUGCACACACACACACACACACACACAUACAUUUUUUACUCAUACACACAAUCACCACAAACAGACCAAUUCUCUUUGCCAUUCUUGAGAAUUGAAAGUGUACCUGACUUUAAGAAAUGCAAUUUUGAACUAUUAUAUUUCAAAUGUUGUAACAAAGAUAUUUUAUAAUGGAUGUUAUUUGUAAUAAGAAUAUAUGACAGUCAUCCAUAUCUUGCAUCAAAAUUGCAGAUCUGAAAGGAAAUAGCCCCUAGAAAAUUCAUGCAAAGUUGCUAGGUUUUAGUAGGUAUUUGAUGAUAAGAGGUAAAUAACUAUAAAUAAUUUUAGCCUUUUUAAAAAGUAUCAGUUUAAGAUUUCAUGAGUAGCUACUGACAUUUUAUAAAUGAAGAUCAUGAUUUUAUUUGAUUUCACAAAAUAUGAAUAGCAUCUUGUGAGAAGUAUCCUAUGUAAAUUUGACAUUAAUUUAAGACAAAAACUUUGCCUGUCUUCUGCGUGGGAUGUUUAAUGAAUAGAUGAACUCCCACUACAGAAUCAAUGUUUCUCAACAGAAAAAAUGCCCUCAAUAGAUUAGUAAUAUGUAAACAUACUGAAAAAAAGUCUCUUGGAUUACCUUAUGAAUGUACAGAAUUUAUCAGUAUUCUGGUAUUAUUUUAUGCUGAUCCAUUUGACUGAUUACAAUGAGUAAUCAAUCCUUUUUUAAUUUUCUCUCCUGCUCUUCAAUUCUUUUCUUAUGUUCCCUCUGUAUCCCUAAUAAUGGAUGAAUGGUGCUUUCCAUCCUCUCUCUGUCUUAGACAGGUUUGGUGAAGUACAAAUUAUUAGAGAGAAAAAGAGCAUGCCCCUAAACAUUCUUGCCAUCUACCUGAACUAAUUUUCCAAGAUGUUUAUGCCCACAAAAUUAACAAUUCACUUGGUUAGAUGUAAGUUGCAAACAAAUUAAUAAAAAAAUAAAAAUAAAUAACAGCUAUAGACUUACCAUGUACUUGAGAGAGUACUUAUUCAUGUCUGUUGAAGGUUCAAAUAUAUUACAUCCAGGUACUGCUUCUUCCAGUGCAGAAGAAACAUUGUCUGCUGAGUAUACAUAAAUAUCUUCAUUGGUACAGAAACAUGUUACAAAGGCUGCCCAAGGAAUCUGCAAACAAUAAAAUAAAAAGCUC
Eriocheir sinensis (Chinese mitten crab) is the source of this 2835-nucleotide messenger RNA. RefSeq names its product retinoblastoma-binding protein 5 homolog (gene Rbbp5). Gene Ontology annotation, cellular component: Set1C/COMPASS complex. The coding region runs from base 152 to 1624 and encodes 490 amino acids. NCBI's taxonomy places the organism in Eukaryota, Metazoa, Arthropoda, Malacostraca, Decapoda, Varunidae. The record is from RefSeq and is a predicted model, not a curated record. Gene Ontology annotation, molecular function: protein binding. The transcript has 10 exons.